Molecule: messenger RNA, 6759 nt
Organism: Carica papaya (papaya)
Lineage: Eukaryota; Viridiplantae; Streptophyta; Magnoliopsida; Brassicales; Caricaceae
Source: RefSeq, a predicted model, not a curated record
GCCCGCCCUUUGUUUGCAGAAGAGUAUACUUUGUUUUCGGAGUUGGUUUGCACAAGAGUAUCGGACGUCAACAAUGAAGGUGGAAUCUUCAAACAAAAAGAAGAGGAAAGUAGUUACCUCGGGGGAGAAACAAAGGCCUUCCAAGACGCACCGUGUGGAUGAGAAACUGAGAGAAUCUGAAGGAGACAGGAGCUUUGCAGAAGAACCAAAACUAGAGCCUGAAGAAGGUCAUCCAUGGAAAAACUUGCAGCUGAUUCUAUCUCUACAGAACAAAGAAUUCGACAGUCUAAAGAAGUUGGAACUCGCAUUUUGUUAUGUGAAAGAAAAACAGCAAGAAGGAAAAUAUGGUGUGAAAGAAGAUAAUGAAACUGUGAAGACAUCACGGUUAAUUGUGUUUCUUAGUGAUUGGGUCCAGUCACUAUUGGUUUCUACUGAAAGUAAGGUUAAAAUGGAUGCAGAAAGAAGUCAAUCUAGAGUUUUGGAUGCCUGUUCAGACUUUAGAUGUUGGGAUAUUUUCAAGUUUUGCCUGGACGAGUCCUCGAAAUUGCAUGUUUCUUUGAAUUUGUCAAGAAAUCUUUUACGAUCCAUCAGUUAUAUUGCGAGAAAUGUGUCAGCAGUACUGGAAAACAGGCCUUUGUCUUUGGAGGGAUCUUUUUUUAUUGGUGAAGAGUUUAAGGUGUAUAGUUUGGUGCUUGAUUGUAUGUCCAUGUUGUCCUCCCAGGGUGGCUUUUUGGAUGAAAGUCUAGACAUGUGGUUCACUACUGUUGCAGUGCUUGAGCUUGUCCAGAAAAUUUAUGCUAAGAACCUAGAGGGUAGUGAUGCAGGAACUUUUGUCCUUAAGUUCUCAUGCUUGGUUGUGGAGCCAUUUGCCAAGUUUCUGAGGGCCCAUCCAACUCGGAAGAAUGGAUUUCGUGAUUUUGUGGAUAAACUUCUUGAGCCACUUUUAAACUUGUUCAGUAUCAUGGAUCUUCAAAUUCAUGAAAGUACUAAUGAUUUGGCCAGAAAACUUCUGAAGUUGGUUGAAGAAGUUCUCUCUCACGGGCUGUUUCAGCCAGCCCAUAUUGAUGGAUUUUUAGGUCUACGAAGUGUAGAAAAGUAUGUCACCUUCCAAGAUGGGAAAUCAAAAGACAUGAAAACAGUCCUUAAAAGUUAUCAUAGGCAUUUAUUUGAUAAACUGGAAAACAUUAUGUCUAAAAAGAAUGUAUCACCUUUAACUGGCAUAGGGGUACUAUUUCACUUGCUUGUUGGGCAAGUGUCAAAGCAAAAAAGAACUUCAGUUGUAUAUGAAGGUAGCAAGAUGAUGGCAAAAACUGGAGGUCCAAAGCAUAUGGAUGAUGAUUUACCUGGUCAGACAUCUGGAAAGUCAUCUGAGGGUAGCAGUACAGUUCCAAGAAAGGCCUAUGUCCCAGGUAAUCUGAAUGCAGAGACACGGAAAUCACUUUUUGAUUUUUUUGUACAGACCUUGGAACCAUUUUUGCUUGAGAUGAAUGGGUAUGUUCAAGCCAAACCAGAACUAGGGCCUCUGUUAUCAGAUAUCCAUUGCAUCCUUAGAUCUACUACCAGUUUACUUUCCCAUCUUAAGCAAGAAAAUAUAUAUAUGAAGACAGAGGAUAUCUCAGAAGGAGGUUGCCUUAAUUUCUUAAAGAAGGUGUAUGGCACCAUAUUAUCUGUUGCCUCUUGUUUACUCUCUGUAAAAUGUCAGAUGGAUGAUGAGGUGAAGCAGAUGUUUAAUUUAUCAGCCAAGGAACUAUUUCUUGCUAUAGGGUAUCUUUUGGAUAUUGAAUAUGAGGUUGUUGAGAGUGAUUUAGUGAGCUUAUGGCUAAUGAUUCUUUCUUACUUGGCCUUUGGUUGUUCUUCUGCGGAUGAACUUGAUCAAAGCAUGUUACCUGCACAAAUAAUAGGCACAGGAUGCCAACUGAUUUCCAUAUAUAGUGAACUUCGCCAGGUGAAUAAUACUAUUUUUGCACUUUGCAAGGCAGUGAGGCUUAUGGCAUCACAUAAUGAUGAUGAAGAAAUGAAAUAUACCAUAUUCUUGUCCCAAAAAACUUCCUUAACUUGUGAAGGGAUUGGACGACCACUGGGAAUUUUAUUAUCUUCUUGGGAAUUUAAACAGUCAAUUCAUAAUGCCAUUAAAUCCAUACCUGAAGGACAAGCAAGUGGAUGUAUUCGCCACUUGACGAGGGAUAUGUCAGAAUCCAUUGAAUGGAUGAAAGUUUUGUGUUCAGUGACUGGUGGAGAAGAGCUUGACGAUGGCAUGUUGAGAUUUGAACUGCAAGCAGAACUCUUGGGACGGGGUUUAUCCGAAAUUUAUGUACUACUGCUUGAUUCGUUGAGUGUCACUACAGGUAAUAGCAAUCUGCUUGGACUAGCCGUAAACGACCUAAUGAAUGUUGUUCGUCCUUUAAUUAAUAGUCUGGUUGGGCUGCAGCCAGAUUGUCUCAACGAAUUUUUGUUUGCUGUCAUGGGAAGAAAUCUUCAUAAAGAGAUGGCUGAAUGCAAAAGGCAAAAUUACAUGGUGUCUACCAGCUGGGCAAUUGUGUUCUUCUUUCGUUUUUGUAUGUCCUGUGGAAGCUUAUACAGGCAAAUAAUUACCCUCAUGCCACUAGGUACAUCAAAAAAGAUAUCAGCUGUGAUGGGAGAUUCAUUUAUAGCAUGCUCUGGAAAGGAUUGGAUGGAGAAGACUGAUUGGACUGAUGAAGGCUACUUUUCUACCAUUGUCCAACCUUCGGCUUCCCUUUUGGACAUUAUAAAGUGCUUGUCAGACAUCUAUUUUAAGGAUGAUAGUGCAAAUUGCUGUCCACUUAUCUAUGUAUUGCACACUAUGGCUCUUCAGAGGCUUGUUGAUUUGAACAGGCACAUCAAGUCAUAUGAGUAUUUGUUGCAGAAUAAUGAGAAUCUGCUCCAAAGUAAAGCACUUGAUGAUGAUCGAUUGUCGCUCUCCAGACAAAGAAGGCGAAAGUUGAAAAGACGCUUACUAGCUUUGAAGCAAGAGGCUGAAGAUCUUACCAACUUCAUAAUGGGAUACCUGUCACUUGUGGUGGAUGAUCAACUGAUAUCCGCUAAUUUUCAAUCAACAACCCAACAGCUGAACCAUACUAAAUGGGAUUUCAAUGUUUCUGGUAUUAAUGAAAAGUCAUUGCCCACUGCACUUUGGUGGGUUAUUUGCCAGAAUAUCGAUGUUUGGUGUUGUCAUGCCGAUAACAAGAAGUUGAAGAAGUUUCUCUCACUUCUAGUUCAUACUUCUAUUCCUUGUACCUCAAGCAGCUCUAAUCUGGUCGGAGCGUGCGACAUGGAUGAAGCUGGUCAGAUAAAGAAAGUGACUGUGCAUCAGAUCUCAUUAGGACUUUUAAGUGAUUCCAUAUUUUAUGAACAUAAAUUUAUUCGCAGGAAUUUGGCAUCAAGGUUCUGUCAUGUACUUGAAAAAUCAGUCUUACUAUUGUUUAAACAUCUGCCAAAGCCAGAGAUUGAUUUUGCUUCAUCACCUAAUUGGCCAGAGGUGUUGAGUAUCCUUGAGAAAUUAUCAGUGGUUGUUUCAGGCAAAAGACAUACUGCUUAUGAUCCAAGGGAACUUUCAAAUUGUGUUUCAUCCAAUAAAAUGACUUCCAAAAUUUCCAAGGAAGAAGAUGCCUUGCAGCUAGCCAGCAUGAACUUUAAUGCUUGUCAGCAUUUGCUCAAUCUUUUAUGUUGGAUGCCAAAAGAAUUUUUUUUGUCAAAAUCGUUUGAACUUUUUGGGACUUAUAUACUAAAUCUUGAAAGAAUAGCAUCUGCAGUGAAUGAGACAAUUGAGAAAAAUAAUGUUCAAAAGGCAAAAUUGAAAUGGAAGAAUGAGUCUAUGAAUAGAUUCAACUACUGUGUGGAAGUGUUUUCAAAUUUCUUUACUGCUUUUCUGCAGUUAUUUGUUGAUGAUGAUGAGCAGCCUCAAAUUUUCAGCGAUGAUCUGAACUUCCAAAGGUUGGAGUCUAGAAGAGAUUCAUAUGGUGUACCACAUCAGGAAUUUGGAUCUGAAAUGACCUCAGCAUUAUCCAAUCUGGAUUGUAGCUCAAAAAGUUCUAGCAUUCGGAGAAAUAGGUUAGAGCUGGAAGCUGCUCAUAGUCCAGCCAGUGGUAUGACAGAGAUUAAUUUACUUGAGGUUCAAUCUUUGAAGAAACAUUUUCUGCUAGGCUUGCUAAAGGGUGAUCAUCCUGAGGCAGCAUUUUUACUCCGGCAGCUAUUAAUUGCUUCUUCUGCUAUUUUGAGGUUAAAUUUGCGCAUUGAUAACACUCCCCUGUCAUCACACUCGAUGCCUAUUUUUGUUGGUAUUUCACGAGUCUUGUUGGCAGGUUUAGUAGACAUGGUUGAGAUUCCACAACCUUUUUCUUUAUUUUGGUUAGAUGGUGUAGUGAAGUACCUGGAAGAAUUAGGGAGUCAUUUUCCUGUAAUAACUCCUACCACAAGCAGAAAUAUGUACUGCAUGCUUAUAGGGUUACAAUUACGGACAAUAGGAAAAUGCAUAUGUUUACAGGGAAAAGGAGCGACUUUGGCAUCACACGAGACCGAGUCGAGUACUAAGAUGUUCCAUGGUGUUACUGAAUCAUCUGAAUCCUCUCUUUCACAUGGGUCUUACUGUUUGGAUGAAUUUAAAGUGAGGUUGAGGAUGUCCUUCAAAGCAUUCGUAGGGAAAUCAUCAGAGCUGCAUAUGUUUUCUGCGCUACAGACUAUAGAGAGAGCACUGGUGGGAGUACGGGAAGGCUGUGUAGCAACUUAUGGGAUAAACAGUGGAGAUGCAGCUGGUGGAAAGGUUUCCUCAACUGUUGCGGGUGGUGUUGACUGCUUGGAUCUGAUUUUAGAAUAUGCUUCGGGUCGUAAGCGUUUAAAUAUUGUUAAAAGACACAUCCAAAGCUUAGUUGCUGCUCUAUUCAACAUUAUUCUGCACUUGCAGAAUCCAUUAAUCUUCUUUACAAAAUCAGUCAGCAAUAGGGAUGAUAAUAAUCCAGAUCCUGGAUCAGUCAUCCUCAUGUGCGUUGAGGUAUUGAUAAGGGUUUCAGGAAAACAUGCUAUGUUUCAACUGGAUUCCUGGCAUAUUGCACAAUCUCUACACGUACCUGGAGCACUUUUCCAAGAUCUCCCUUGUUUGCAACUUUCUGGAGCUUCAAUAGGUUAUGAAACUCUAUUGGAUCGGCACUUCUCAAUGAACUUAUUUGCUGCAUGUUGUCGAUUAUUAUACACAGUCCUGAAGCAUCACAAGAGUGAAUCAGAGAAGUGCCUUGCCAUACUUGAGGAAUCUGUUUCCGUCCUUCUUCAUUCUUUGGAGCCAGUAGAUAAUGAUUAUGUGGUCAGAAAAUGCUACUUUUUCUGGAAAGUCCAAGAGGGAAUUAAAUGUGCUUGUUUUCUACGAAGGAUUUAUGAAGAGUUAAGGCAGCAGAAAGACAUCUUUGGCCGGCACUGUUUCAAGUUCUUAUCCACUUACAUAUGGGUGUAUUCAGGCUUUGGUCCCCUUAGAAGGGGCAUUAGAAGGGAAGUCGAUGAAGCUCUGAGACCUGGUGUAUAUGCUUUGAUAGAUGCUUGCUCAGCAGAGGAUCUUCAGUAUCUUCAUACUGUAUUUGGCGAGGGUCCUUGCCGAAACACUCUGGCAAGUUUGCAACAUGACUAUAAACUAAAUUUCCAGUAUGAAGGAAAAGUCUAAUUUGCAGUGUGAAGAACUUACUUCCUCACUUCCUCGUGUGAUAUAUUGAGCUGCUGUUUGGACCUUGGAGUGCCUGUCGAGCAUUGAAGCUAACGUUUUGUUGAUUUGUGUACAUAGUGCAAGGAACUUGUCCUGGACAAAUCUUACCUCUACAGUUACAUUGGUACACGAAUUCUUUUGCACAUUUAAUCUGUCUCUUACCAAAAUCACUGGAAGACAUAACAGGUGAAUGUGGACAAGAUAAAAACCUAGAGCGAUCCCCUGCUAUUUUCAUACGUAUGUUUCAAAGUAAUGAAUAAUCAUUUCCCUUGAAGAAUAAGCAAGGGUCAUGGUGAUUGGGGAUUAUAAAGAUCUUCAAGUAUAGUUAUAUCUAUCAAAAGUUUUCUGGCUUUAGAUAGUUGAAGUAUAGUUUAUCUUUGCUUUUUUUGUAGAACCAGAUUUUGAUUCAGAUUUUAAACGUCAAAGUGUAAUUCAUAAAUUAAUUCUAUUACUUUUGUAUAGAUUUUUUUGUCGUAGACAUACUUUUAGAUGCAAAUUCUCAUAUACAAUAAUGUCAGAUGUGAACCACUACCUACCACAAGGAUUAAAGAUCAAGCAACACCAGCGAAAGCAAUGUAAGCAAUCAUGUGACCUCACUAAAUUUAAUAAAGGUUGCCUAAUUUCUUAUGAUCUUUUUCCAUCUUGACACUAAACCACUCCGAUAGUCGGCAGGAUCUGAUUAUGCUUGACAUUAGGCAGUGAACCCGAGGCUAUUUUCCUUUUAAAGCGAAAUGGAAAGGUCUGUGGUAGGCAUGGAGGUUGGCAAGAAUCAGUUUAGCGAUCCUCAUUAGGUCUAAAUCGGAUUAAACUAAAUAUAUACAUAAAAGAAAAUACUUCAAUUUAUGAUUUACAUAAAAUAAUCUGCUCCGAACCAGUUUUGGUAUCAAAUUGAUUUACUUUUCAGUCCGAAGCAAUUAAUAAACAUCUUGAGUCAAUUUUUAGUCAUCACCUCUGCUAUCAAUUGGACCACGCAAGAGCUUUCGAACACUAAUGAUGCUCCAUCAUUUUCAGUGUAAACAUGGCUUUUCCUCCUAUAUUUUCACUCGCUAAACUUUUCA